Anopheles funestus (African malaria mosquito) is the source of this 1244-nucleotide messenger RNA. Its product is annotated as transmembrane emp24 domain-containing protein 5-like. Bases 194 to 928 code for a protein of 244 amino acids. The transcript is spliced from 2 exons. Lineage: Eukaryota; Metazoa; Arthropoda; Insecta; Diptera; Culicidae. The record is from RefSeq and is a predicted model, not a curated record. Gene Ontology annotation, biological process: intracellular protein transport; Golgi organization; endoplasmic reticulum to Golgi vesicle-mediated transport. Gene Ontology annotation, cellular component: COPII-coated ER to Golgi transport vesicle; endoplasmic reticulum-Golgi intermediate compartment; endoplasmic reticulum.
CUAACGUUUUGACAGCUGCGAAUUGCAUCUUCCGCCGCAAAAUAGAGUAAAUAGUGCGUGCAUUUUAGAAACGUAAGAACAAAAACCCUACCGAAAAGGAGCAAAUAUUUUUACAGCAGUUACCGCGUGGGCCUGCUAACAGCAUCCAACUGUUUACACACGCGUUCGAAGUGGAUACGGUUGCGCAAAUUCUAUGGCACAACUUUGGAGUUGCGGCGCUACGCUCAAGAGGGUGGCAGCAUGGUGGUUUCCGCUCGUAUCACUGCUCUUGCUACAGUGCCCUUGGAACGUGUCGGCGAUACAGAAAGAAAUGACUGUCAGCAUCGCACCUGGGAAGGUGGAUUGUUUCUUCGAAACCGCAAAAGCCGGCCAGACGAUCGACAUCGAGUACCAGGUGAUAGACGGUGGGCACGGUGAUUUGGACAUCAGUUUCGAGCUGGCCGAAGUGACGGGACGCACCAUAUUUGCCGAUUACAAAAAGUCGGACAACAUACACCGGUUUCCGGUGCCGUACGAUGGCGAGUACAAGUUUUGCUUUGAUAAUGGUUUUAGCCGGGCGAACAGUAAGACGGUCUUUUUCGAGCUCAUCAUCGAGCGGGAAGGCGACCAGGACGAUGCCAGCUGGUCGGACAUCGAUCUGCUCGAAGGCCUGACGCCGGAAGAGUUUUACGAGAUGAAGGUACAGGACAUGGAGGACGCGAUCAAGCGUGUGCGGAACAACUUGACCAAAGCGCGACAGCUGCAAGAUAUGCUACGAUCGCACGAAGCUCGUGACCGUAACGUGGCCGAGGAAAACUACUUUAAGGUGAACGUGUGGUCGUUCUUCCAGAUUUUGGUGAUGGUAGCAGUCGGCACACUGCAGGUCUUCAUGGUGAAAUCAUUAUUUGACGUGGAAUCGCGUGCUUACAAGCUGCUCACCAAGCUAUAACGAGCCUCUUGCCAAGAAAUAUUAUUUAACUCGAAUCACAACAACGCACAGCGCCAGUUUUGCCAACAAACCAAAGCUUCAUCUCGUCAUUAUGGAACGCCGCGUAUGGAAGGUUGGGUGUAUCGGACAAUCGGACAGCAUGAACUUGAUAGGAUAGCGAUCGCUUAAAAUUACACAGAAAUAAGUCAUCGAUACCAACAAAGUGCCAUAGAUGGUGUGGGUACGGGUCCCGCGCAAGGGGUCCAUGAGUGAGAUCGUUUCCUUCAUUUGUCAUUUAUUAUCGAAAUAAAAAAAACGGGACAUUUUAAUAGGAAGC